Molecule: messenger RNA, 1377 nt
Organism: Dimorphilus gyrociliatus
Lineage: Eukaryota; Metazoa; Annelida; Polychaeta; Dinophilidae
Source: the annotation of a GenBank genome assembly
AUUCUUAAAACUCAUGCUUUUUUUCUGUAAUGAGUAAUGGGUGAGAAAAAGACCAAAAAACGUCCUAAUUCGAAUAGAAAUGAAUCGAGCAGUUUGAAAAAAAGGGUAAAGUUAGAUGAAGAGGACACAGAGGCAGAAAAACAGUCAAAAGUAUCCAGUGAGGACCUAAGUCUUGUCAAUAAAAUAAUUCAAGGUGCUCCAUCGUCAAAUUGGAAGGCGUUACAAGCUAAAAUAGCUCCUUCGGGAUCAAACGCGAAAAGAAAGCCUAAGCGAAAAACUGAGAAUAAACAAUCGUCGAAACUAUGGUUUGACGGUGUAGACGAAGAAUUAUUGGAUGAUGACGUUAAAGAUACAAAAGAGAAGUCGAAAAAGAAAGGACCAACUGACAAAAAAGAAUUAACAAAAGCAAUAGCAAUGGAUUGUGAGAUGGUUGGAAUAGGGGAAAAAGGUCGAGAAUCAAUGUUAGCUAGAGUCUCUCUUGUUAAUCAGCACGGAGUCUGUGUCUACGACGAAUUCGUUAAACCGAGAGAAAAGGUUACCGACUAUAGAACAUUUGUUAGCGGUAUUAGAAAAUCUGAUUUUGCUGCAGCAAAAAGUUUUGAUGUUGUACAAAAAGAAGUUUAUAACAUCAUAAAGGAUAGAAUACUUGUUGGACACGCUUUGGAUAAUGAUAUGAAAGUUCUAUAUUUGGAUCAUCCAAAAAGUAAAGUAAGAGAUUCAGCAAGGUAUAGGCCAUUUAAGGCGUUGUUUAAUGGUAAAACACCUUCGUUGAAGAAACUUGCUGAUAAAUUAUUAAAUAUGACUAUUCAAACUGGAGAGCAUAGCUCCGUCCAAGACGCUCAAGCCGUUAUGGCAGUUUAUAUGACAAGGAGAAAAAAAUGGGAAACCGAAAUGAAGUUAAGAAAACCAGUUGUAGCUCCAUUAAGUAAAGGAAAGUCAUCAAAAAAAAGACUGAAAACAAAGAGGGGGAAAAAGAACAAAGAAUAGGAAUGUUUAAUAUUUUCUCUCUAAAUCUUUAAUAACAAUAUAUCUUCUACAUUUAUUAUGCUCUCUACCAAGACCGAUUAAUGCAUUAGAACAUAAUAAAUUCAAAGCUCUGUUUGCGAAGUAAAUAAUUUCAUUUAACAAAAAGAAAAUAUUUAAUACAAAAAAAGCGAUAAACAAGAAAUACUUUUCACUUGUAAACAAGUAAUUAUUUUUCUUGAUACAAAACGAAAGAUUUCUAAAGGACCUUUCAUAUAUUACCUUCUAUUCGAAAUAAUGAAACAUUGUUCCUCCCAGCGACGUUCUAUUAGACAGUCUAAGAAUAUACUUUAUCCGAAAGCUUCUUGUUUUUCAAUCUGAUAAAAAAUGAGUAGAAGAAACAUCCUAAUUGCA